AUUCCAUUCUCGAUCUUGCCUCGAAAGCGGCGGCAGCAGCAGAGUUGCUUCGCAUUCGGAGCCGAAGGCAUAGCGAAGGUUUCAACUCGUCUUGUCCAUGCGCAAGCGUAUCUUUUAAAAAUACAUUCGGCUUUUGUCCCGCGAAUGUUGCGGACUUCGGGCGCGCUGUGUUUGUGCUCCGGUGAAGUGGAAUGAAAUAAAAAAAAUUAACUUGGACUAAGUGUUUUGUUACUCGAGGAAAACCAAUUUUUAGCAUCACUACUACUAACUAGCAGAAAAUGGAACUUAAAACGGUGGCAUUUAUUUUUAUACUUCUAUAUACCGUACACGGCAAACCUACAGAUUCUACUCAGGACUCCUACGAUUACCUCCAGAACGACAACUACGAGGACGAAAAUGAGCAACCGGCAGAGUACGAAGAAGAAGAGAAAGACGAUGUUAAUGAAGAAAACAAUAAGCCACUAGUAAUAACCACCUUGGGGCAAGAGUUUACGGCUAAUUUGAGUGCCACGAUUGUCUUACCGUGUACCAUUGUUGGAAAAAAUUUCGUCCGAAUUUGGCGAAAGAAGAGAGUAACCGACCAAAAUUCGGAAAAGAAGGGACCCAUCCUGUUUCAAUCUGGAAUGACAGUCGCACCUUCGCCCAACAUGAAACUCCUCGAAGACGGUUCGCUUGAAAUAUCAAACAUCCACCCCCAAGACGAGGGUGUUUACGAAUGUGCCGCCAUGGACACGGCCAACAACAGCCCCAAAAUCUACCACAAAGUUACAGUGACCGUUCAACCCACUAUCGAUUUUCUUAUGACCAAAAAUAACAGAACUAGUUUCAAAAGCGGAGACACUUUGGAAUUGACUUGCAAAGCCCACGGCCACCCCAAACCUGUGAUUUCGUGGCACAAAGGCUCCAAAAGGUUCGAAAUCGAAGGUGAAACCUUGACGAUCAACAACAUCAAGCAUCACGACGCUGGAACUUACAAAUGCUUGGCUGAUAACAAAAUCGGAGAGCCAGCCUUCAGUCACAUAAACAUUAAAGUCGAUUUCAAGCCGGUCAUAACCGUCGAGAGGAUUAGCGUAAGUUCCGAAAACAACUCUGAGACUGAAUUACAGUGCCUGGUCCACUCGGAACCCAAAGCUGCCGUAGUCUGGAUCAAAGACAACGGGAAUAUCGUUAGCAGCCCCCGAGUCCAAAUAGUUUCCAAAGACCACGAAUAUAACCUAGUUUUGAAAGACUUGCGCGACUCUGAUUUCGGUGUUUACACUUGUUCAGCGACCAAUUAUCUCGGAAACACGAAAAAACAUAUCAAGUUGGUCAAAACUCCGGCAAUUGUCCGCAUUACCAAGUCGAGGACGGAAGCCAACGAAGUUGUUUUGACCUGGGAGGUGCAGUCGAAAUCUAAUCUGUCCGACCAUGAGUUCGUGUACAGGAAAAAAGGGGAGCAAAAAUGGAAGAGGAUUUAUCCAGAAGUGGCUCCGAUGGGCGAUGAGCAUUAUUCCGUGAAAUAUACUUUCGAGAAAAAUCUCGAUCCUGGGGAUUAUGAGACCAAGAUGCGGUCGGCAAAUGCUUACGGUUGGUCGGAGUAUUCCGACGUUGUCGACUUCCAGAAAGUUCAUAAUAAACACGGACACCACAAAGAUCAGAAAAAAGGUCAUAAACACGGAAAAGAAAGACAAAUAACUACACCCACACCUCCCACAGAACCCGCAGAACACCAAGAAAGCGAAAUUAAAAGUGGAUCUGUUAAAGACUCGUCGAAAUCAGUUACUGAGUCAUCGGCUUCUUCCGUUACUCCAACUGCGCUAAUGACUAGCAUAGCCUUAAUUACCUUCCUACAAUCACUGAGGAUAUAAUACACGAGAGCUUGUGUAAUGGAGGAACUUAUCAGCGCACUUACUGGUAGCUUAAAAAGUUAAACCAAAGUAUUUAAAGUAAUUUUAAGUAAAUUAUAAAACAGUUGAUUUAUUCUUGUAUACUUACCUUUACUUACUGUAAAUUCAGUAACUGUACAUACGUUUUGUACGAUUUAUUGUGUUCAUUUUAGUUGUCGUAUCUCAUGAGUGCUUCUUUGCAACGUAUUUUUUUGUGAAUUUUCUUCCCUGUGUUGUUGAACUGCCUACUCGACAAUCUCUAAAGCCAUAGGACGCCACUGAUAUUCGUAACAAGCCGAAAUCAAAAAGUUGGCAACGACUAACUUUAAAAAUUUGAUAACUUUAAGUUACCUGUACCUAAUUAACGCUUAGGUCGAAUUGGUCAGUAUUCAAAAAUAAAAGCACAAAUCUGAAGCUAUUUUUUUUGGAAAAAGUUUAAAUUUUAUUAUUUUUGAACGAUAAAUACUUACAUUCCUGUUAUCGCACCCCGUUUUUUUACUGUUUUGUAGAAUUUUUCCCGACGAUGAAAUUACUUGUUUAAACUUUUUUCAAAAAUAGUUCACGAAAUUUUUAGUUGUCUAGUCUAAUCAACUGACUAUUUUAUGUUCAUGUUUCAUAAUCAUUUGACCAAAUUUAGCUCAACUUCGUCACACAAACCGCCUUUCAUAAUAAUUGGCGUAGUUGGGUUGAAUUUUUUAUACAUUUUUAGUUAAGUUUUAGGCAUAAUAAUUAUUGUAAAUACUGUGUGUGAUGUGAACAUGUAUUUAUAAUGACUCUUGUUCUAUUUUUUAUUAUAUUUUUCUAAAAACCAUAAUGCCUAAAGUUCCCUGAACAUUUAACAAUUUUUUUUUGUAUUUGUCGUUGUUUUACUUUGCAAAUUGUAAUAUGGGGAACUAGUAAAUGCCUUACAUUAGAGCAAAGUGUUUAUAUAAACUAAAAAUUGUUGCUUAUUAUUUCGAUUGUUACAGGGGUUUAUAAAUAGAUCAAUUGCAAGGUGGACUAAAUGCAAAUUCAAUCUGUUUCAGCAUAUCAGGAGUUUUUGGAAAUUUUACAGUAGAUAGAACGGAUUGGUCUAUUGGCUCUUUGUAAUGUUAAUGUAAAUGAAUGUAUAGAUUAAAAAUUGAACAAAACA
This is a messenger RNA of Tribolium castaneum (red flour beetle), 2997 nucleotides long. Its product is annotated as protein amalgam. The record is from RefSeq and is a predicted model, not a curated record. Gene Ontology annotation, biological process: homophilic cell-cell adhesion; synapse organization. Gene Ontology annotation, cellular component: axon; plasma membrane; neuronal cell body. The coding region runs from base 279 to 1847 and encodes 522 amino acids. The transcript is spliced from 9 exons. Lineage: Eukaryota; Metazoa; Arthropoda; Insecta; Coleoptera; Tenebrionidae. Gene Ontology annotation, molecular function: protein binding; axon guidance receptor activity.